AUGGCCAGGUGGCGGGAAUUUGCUGAAUACUAUACAAUUGACAGAAGUUAUUUCUUGGUGUUCAGAUACGAAGGGAACUCCCAGUUCUAUGUCAUAAUAUUCGAUCCAACUGCUUCAGAAAUUGAAUAUCCCGUCGAAGCCGGGAAGGAGCAGGGUGUCCAUGUUAAUGAUUUGGACCAGCUGCCUAGGAGGAGGACGAACCCAGUGCAGAUAUUUGAUGAAAUUGAAUCUGAUGAUGAUUCUAUUGAAAUCUUGGAGGAGAUUCCGGCCGCUGCAUCAUCAUCCCAUGCCCAUAACCGAAGAAAAUCACCUCAAGUUGAUGGGAACAGGCGUUCUAUUCGCGCAAAAAAGGAGAGAAGCAGCGGGAUGGCCAACACCACCCAUUCCAGACGCCGCAAUCUUGUAAUCAGCGAUGCACCGCACUUUUUCAAAGUUGUCUUUUUCCCCAUCAACAGAGGCAUGAAAAUUCCAACAGCGUUUAUGAGGAGAUAUGGGGAUAAUUUGAAGAAAAUGGUGUGGUUGAAGGUUCCAACUGGAGCUUCAUGGCCUGUAGAAUUGCUUCACGGUGACGAGGGAACUUGGCUACAUAAAGGCUGGCUGGAAUUUGCAGAAUACUAUUCCAUUGAAAGAUUCCAUUUCUUGGUUUUCCGAUAUGAUGGAAGUUCCCGGUUCCAUGUCGUAAUUUUUAAUACAGCAGCUUCGGAAAUAGAGUAUCCAAUGGAAUCCGCCCACCACGGUAUGCAUGAUCGUCAGGGCCAGCUGCCAAGGAGGACAAGCCUGGUGCGGAAGCUGGAAGAGAUUUAUUCGGAUGAUGAUGAUGAUGAUGAAUCUAUUGAAAUUGUGGAGGAGAUUUCUGCACCAUGCAAGGGUAAAAAGUGGGGAAGAAAGUCAGAAAACACCCAUCAGAUUGGAAGGGAUGAUGGAUUUGUGCAUGGUCUUCAAUUUGGAGGGAGGAUAAAAGCCAGAGGCCGCUCUGCGUUAAAGAAAAGUACUUCUAUAGCUUAUCAAAGAGCAAAAGCUUUCAAAUCGAAAUGCCCAUUCUUUAUUGUUUUCAUGCAGCCAAGUUAUGUUUCCCGUUCAUUCACGGUGAAUAUCCCAUUGACCUUCGUCAGGGACUACCUUACUACUACACAUUCUCACAUGGAUUGGGAGCUUCGUCUCUCGGAGGGGAAAAAGAAAUGGUCUGUGAGGUGUACCUUUCAUUCGCGGAAUGCCAAAAUUUAUCGUGGUUGGAAGGAGUUCGUGGUCGAAAACAACUUAGUAACUGGUGAUGUUUGUGUCUUCGAACUGGUCAUGGGAGCUAAAAUCUUCAACGUUACUGUAUACAGAAGAUGUUGA
Molecule: messenger RNA, 1338 nt
Organism: Coffea eugenioides
Lineage: Eukaryota; Viridiplantae; Streptophyta; Magnoliopsida; Gentianales; Rubiaceae
Product: B3 domain-containing transcription factor VRN1-like
Exons: 6
Coding region: 1-1338 (445 amino acids)
Molecular function (GO): DNA binding
Source: RefSeq, a predicted model, not a curated record